AUUGUGGGUGUUAGUUCUCCCCGCAGACAGUACGCCACAUCUUACUUGUGUGUUCAUCGUCUUCAUUCUGAGGUCUCCAGUGACACUUUCUGAGUGUGUUGCUGUUGCACACCCCGGGAAGAGGACGUCACGUACAACUGAUUCUGGAUGCCUUGAGGUAAACCAUCACCAUGAACAAACAUGAACAGUGCCAAUCAUGAUGACAUGUACAGCAUUCCGAAUGGAACAGAAGAGCUGAAAGUUGCAGAUAUAUGUUCAGCGUGUAACUCAGUAGGAGGCAGGUACAUAGCAGAACACAAGAAAGGUCCACGGCAUCCACUGAUACAGCUACAUGCAGAAUACAACACCAUUAGGGGAAAGAAAAGCAAAGAGAAGUCAUCAGUCUUGGAGAAAGUAGCAAAGGCAGUGUCAGCGUUACGUAACAGUAGUGGGGGAGUGUUGUUAGUUCAUCUGGCGGGGACAUCACCAGAAGAUAGGUGUCUCGAAUACUUUGAUGAAUUUGUAGUUAGGACUUUUACAAACUUACUGGAAGGUGGUGAACUGUAUACUGACUCAUAUGAAAGAUAUUUUCUUAGCGAUGAACAGAAAUUCACGGACGCGUGGGAUUUUCUGGUAGUUAAAGUUAACAAAUCAACAGGUUUAGCUACGGUUGAUUUCAACACGAAGGCAAACAAUGACAAUGAGAACCUGGACAUAAAUUCAUCGAUCCUCUCAGAAGUAUUGGCUAAAACAGAAACAAAGGAAAAGAACCAAGCGUCUCUCAGGAAUCUGCCCCAAAAUGUGAACACUUUUCAUGAGAAUCGACAUAUACAGUUGAAAGCGUUUAAAGACAACACUGAAGAGAUUAAGCGUAAACAAACCGACGUUGAAAAACUGACUGAUCAUAUUUGGCACAAUCUUAAACUGAAAGAUAACAUAACGUCUAUGUCAAAGCUGGUUCAAGGUGGGUCAUACUACCUGGGAGUUAACGAAAGGAAAGUUGUCACACAGAGAGGUUAUCAAACAAAAGUUGCAGAAGUUGUUGGUUUCAAGCUACACGUGAGUCAGGCAUCCUUGAUAGAGAGUAUCUACAGGAAGGUUGAGACUGAUCUGUGUGUUCUGACAAGGAAGGGAGAGUUCACAGAUGCUACUAGAGACCUGAUAAACAUAGCAUUCCACCAUAUCCUACGAUCUGAGCAAUUCGUUUUGGAAGUAGCCAUUCGAUAUUGCGAUGGAGUUGUUUUCUACGAUAAGCAAGGGCCAAGAUCAUACAUACUCGAUGAAAACGACCGAAUUGUUCGAAGAAUGAGCAAAAUUGAGUGGCUUCAGAAAUUCUUUGACACUCGUACAUUGAGUGUAACAUCUCUUUAAGUUCAGUAACAAAAAACCAGUUCCCUUGCGCUGAUUUACAGAGUAACACUUCUGAACAAGACAUCCAAUAGACAAGUGGAUCGGUUUCAUCUGCUUUAUGUUUCAAUCUAUGCACGGAGGUUCUUGGUGAUGACAAAUUCUCUGAAUACCUGUGUGACAAGAGGGACGACUUCAAAUAGUUAACUUUCCUGUGGCGGCUUGGACAGGAUACUCUCUGCCUAUCGGUGGCUAUAUCUUCCAAAUAUUCAUUGACACAUACUCGUACGAUAGCCGGAAUCAUGCAAUCUUAUGCUGCUUGAAUACAUAUUGUGCCAUCUUCGUGGUAUAAUAUGGUAACGUCUAUCCUGUUGAAACACAUUACAGUGGAUAUAUCAAACCAUACUUAUAGCCGUUCCCAAGCAGUACCGCCAGCUCACUUAGGCAGCAACGUCUGCUAUACUCAAGCAGCACAACCAGCUGUAUUCAAGUAGCAUCACCAGCUAUACUCCAUACAUCAUGAGCAGCACCAUGUGCAACGGUCCUGACUCCACAGACAGCAGCAACAUGUCCGAUAGCAGUACUGACACCUCAGUUGGGUCCAGUCCAUACCAGUCUGACGAUGAUGUCAUGACGUACUUUAUUGUUGGAGAAGCUUGGGAUACAGAUGAUGCUGCUUGUAAUACACCCAUACAGCAUGUUGGAAAUGAAGUGGAACAACAGACCUCAGGGGCUGCACAGACCAUGGCUGAACCAGAGCAUGGUAUCAUCGCCAGUCUUCAGGAAGAAAAUAUUCGACUGAGGAAGAGAAUAGAGGAUCUGGAGGCCUUCGACCAGAUAUCUCUUGCUACUGAGGACAGCGGGUUUGUCAGUGAGGGAAGCAGUCUGGCAUCCUCAAACAGGAGUUCAGUUAUUCGGAGAAAUCAGAAGCCUGAAGUUCACCGUGGUGUCAAGAUAAAAGAAGGUUUGAAGAGAUUCUUCCCGUUUGGACGACAAAAACAGAGAGAAGAAGUUGCCCGUCCUAUUGCACUACUGCGUGUGGGAAACAGUAGUGAUGAGCAGAAUCCUGAGGCUGCAUGGAGUUUGCCUACACCAGUGACACAGACGGGUCCACGAGUGGAUACAGACAUCCAUACUGCCUGCAAGAAGGGCGACCUGGACCGGCUUAGACACAUCCUAUCUAAGGAUCUGGAAGACGUCAACCGUAGAGGGAAGGACGGACUAACACCUGCAAUGAUAGCAGCACGAUUCGGACACAGAAGAAUGGUAGACAUACUUGUGAGUAAAGGUUCUGCAUUGCAUCUUCUUGCCGAUAACACAAACAACAUCCUUCAUGUGGCCUGUAUUGGAGGUCAUGUUGACAUGGUGAAGUAUGUCCUCUCACAGAAGGUUGCAGACAUCAACAGUAGGGGUCAGUACGGGAGGACACCCGUGAUGAUGGCAGCAAAGAUGGGACACAGAGAAGUGUUGCAGACAUCAACAGUAGGGUCAGUACGGGGAGGACACCCGUGA
Messenger RNA from Haliotis rubra (blacklip abalone), 2838 nucleotides. RefSeq names its product ankyrin repeat and KH domain-containing protein mask-like. Lineage: Eukaryota; Metazoa; Mollusca; Gastropoda; Lepetellida; Haliotidae. The transcript has 10 exons. Gene Ontology annotation, molecular function: protein binding. The coding region runs from base 1846 to 2838 and encodes 330 amino acids. The record is from RefSeq and is a predicted model, not a curated record.